This is a messenger RNA of Ostreococcus tauri, 1017 nucleotides long. Its product is annotated as DNA glycosylase/AP lyase, H2TH DNA-binding. Gene Ontology annotation, cellular component: nucleus. The record is from RefSeq and is a predicted model, not a curated record. Gene Ontology annotation, biological process: base-excision repair. Gene Ontology annotation, molecular function: zinc ion binding; damaged DNA binding; DNA-(apurinic or apyrimidinic site) endonuclease activity. The transcript is spliced from 2 exons. Lineage: Eukaryota; Viridiplantae; Chlorophyta; Mamiellophyceae; Mamiellales; Bathycoccaceae. The coding region runs from base 1 to 1017 and encodes 338 amino acids.
AUGCCCGAGCUCCCGGAGGUGGAAAGAGCGCGGCGUCUCGUCCACGACCUCUGUCUCGGAUCCACGAUGACGUCCGUGCACCGUCCGGUGUUGGAUGACAAAGUUUUCGUCGACGUCGACGUCGGUGCGUUCGAGUCGGCGCUCGCGAAACGAAAAAUAAUCGCGAGCGAACGACACGGGAAACAGCUGUGGUGGACCCUGGAUGGGGAAGACGCGAAAGUGCCGUGUUUUCACUUCGGCAUGACGGGCGCGUUCGUCGUGCGAGGGCUGGAUGGGAUUCAGUAUUAUAACUCAAAGGCGACGGGCGCGGGCGAUUGGCCGCCGCGGUUCGCGAAGGCGACGUUUGCGUUCGAUAACGGGAUCGAACUCGCGUACGUCGAUCCGAGACGGUUUGGAAAGAUUAAACUCGUGCGUGACGUGAAGGAAGUGAUCGGGGGACUGGGGGUGGAUCCGUCGAAGGCGCUGCCGGAGGGCGACGCGUUCGCGGCGAUGUGGAAACGACGAAGCGCGCCGAUUAAGACGGCACUGAUGGAUCAGAAGAUCAUGGCGGGGAUCGGAAAUUGGAUGGCUGACGAAAUCUUAUACCGCGCGCGCGUGCACCCGGAGACUCGGGCGAACGAGAUGACCGACUCUCAGCUCGAGGCGAUUCGCGAGCGCAUACUCGAGGUCGUCACCGUCGCGUGCGCGGCGAACAGCGACCACGAUUUAUUCCCGUCCGAUUGGCUCUUCCACCAGCGUUGGGGCAAGACGGAUGGCGCCAAGGUGAACGGCGACGCCAUCAAGUUCAUCGAGGUCGGCGGUCGAACCACGGCGUACGUCCCAAAGCUGCAGCUCAAGACCGAUCGCGCGAUCACCAUCAAGCGAGAGAUCAAGCGCGAGCCCGAAGCGGAGCACACGACCGAUCCACCAAAGCCGAAGCGCGCGCGCGCCGCCGCGAAGCGCGCGUCGAGCGCGAAAGCCUCGCCCGCCGCGCCCGCCGCGCGCGUCACCCGCGCCAGCGCUCGAGCCAUCGCUUGA